Molecule: messenger RNA, 507 nt
Organism: Vombatus ursinus (common wombat)
Lineage: Eukaryota; Metazoa; Chordata; Mammalia; Diprotodontia; Vombatidae
Product: olfactory receptor 2T29-like
Exons: 1
Biological process (GO): G protein-coupled receptor signaling pathway
Cellular component (GO): membrane
Molecular function (GO): olfactory receptor activity
Source: RefSeq, a predicted model, not a curated record
UGGUUUUUGGGCUCCAUUGAUGGUUUCACGCUCACCCCUAUAACCAUGAGCUUCUUAUUUUGUAAAUCCCGAGAGAUCCAGCACUUCUUCUGCGAAGUUCUCGCCUUGUUGAAAAUCUCCUGCUCAGAUACCUCUCUCUAUGAGAGUGUCAUGUACGUGUGCUGUGUCCUUAUGCUCCUCAUCCCUCUCACAGUUAUUUUAAGUUCUUACUCCUUUAUCCUCCUUACAGUCUAUACAAUGAAUUCGGCUACUGGUCGUAGGAAAGCAUUUGUCACAUGUUCUUCCCAUGUAAGUGUUGUUAUUCUCUUUUAUGGAGCUGCUGUUUAUAACUACAUGUUCCCUGUCUCUUAUCAUACUGUUGAAAAGGAUAUGAUGGUGUCUGUCUUCUACAAUAUCCUAACACCUGUUAUAAAUCCUCUCAUCUACAGUAUCCGGAAUAAAGAGGUCACAGUAGCUUUGAAGAAAAUAUUAUGGUCAAAGCUGAUUUUAGCUUAUUUUCAGAAGUAG